This is a messenger RNA of Verruconis gallopava, 2951 nucleotides long. RefSeq lists its product as uncharacterized. The transcript is spliced from 2 exons. Gene Ontology annotation, cellular component: U2-type post-mRNA release spliceosomal complex. The coding region runs from base 160 to 2358 and encodes 732 amino acids. The record is from RefSeq and is a predicted model, not a curated record. Gene Ontology annotation, biological process: spliceosomal complex disassembly. NCBI's taxonomy places the organism in Eukaryota, Fungi, Ascomycota, Dothideomycetes, Venturiales, Sympoventuriaceae. Gene Ontology annotation, molecular function: nucleic acid binding.
CGUCGCUCAUUUCGCGCCUUGCAGCAAGGAAUAGGAUUCUCGGAUGAUGGCCGCUUGAUAACAGCCUUCGCUCACAUGCGCACCCGUCGUCUCGGCUCCUGUGCGCACUAAGCAGCUUUGCCAGAGCCGCUCAUUUCCGAGCCCUUAUCGCCCGCCGCCAUGUUCAAGCGCAAAAGCGACGCCGAAGAUGACGGCAGCCGCAAGGCGCCCAAGCUGGGCGGCGCCGGCGGCAGCGGAGGCGGGAAGAUGUCGUUCGCCGCCAAGAUGAUGGCCAAGAUGGGCUACAAGGAAGGCGAGGGCCUCGGUCGCUCUGGUGACGGCAUUCUCAAAGCCAUCGAAGUGAAGCAGCGGCCGCAAGGCGUCGGUCUGGGCGCCGUCCGCGAAAAGACAGAGCAGGACAAGCAGGAGGCGAAGAGGCAGGCGCUCAAGCGUGGGGAGGAGUACGAGGACUCGUCCGAAGAGGAGAGAAAGGCACGACGGAAGAGGAAGGAGGCUGUACGAAGCGCCACCGCCAGCGGCGCCAGCACACCUGGCGGAGCGAGGAAGCCGAAGACGAAGUACAGGACUGCGGCCGAGAUCGAGCGUCAGGCAGAAGGCCUGGAAGUGCCGAAUGUGCUGAAGAGUCUGAUCGAUGCGACCGGCAAGGAGGCUAAACUCAUCACGUCCACUGCUGGUUUGAUGACACCCACCUUCACGUCUGCAGUUGAAGAAACGGAAGCGCAGAAGAUUGCAAACCGAGCACGAAAGGAACUGGAGAGCUACGCCGAUGCAUGGACUGAGCUCACCGAGCGCAACAAGUUUGCCCUCGCGGAGGAAGAGCAGGUGCGACAAGAGCUCGCCGAGCAGGAUGAGGAGAUCAAGCAGGUGGAGCAGAUGCUGCAAGCUGUCCAGGCCCUGCAAGACCUAGACCUGUCACGGCCGCGGCUGGCUGAUGAUGCCGCGAACGCGUGGGAACAGGUCACCAGCAAGCUUGAAACACUGCAAGUUGAGUACGCUACAGAAGUCGAGCGCUUCCACCUGACAGAGGUUGCUGUCGCCGCAAUCAAUCCGCUCUUCAAGCAAGAAAUGAUAGAUUGGGAGCCGUUAGAGAAGCCGACUCAUCUCGUGCCAUAUCUGCUGCGGAUCAAGCGCAUCUUGGGUAUCAAGAAAGACGAACGAGCUCUGGCAAUACAUAACGGGCGUGAUGGUUUCCAGUCCAUCCGGCGGCAGAAAUCCACUACGCCGUACGAAUCACUCAUCUACAACUCAUGGCUUCCAAAGGUUCGCACGGCUAUCACGAACGAGUGGGACCCGCUCAACCCUUCCCCCCUUAUCACUUUGGUGGAAAGUUGGCGGGACCUUCUCCCGGAAUUUAUAUACCACAACCUGGUGGACCAUCUCGUCGUCUCGAAACUGUCUAUCGCAAUUCAGGAAUGGAAUCCACGGACUUCGCUGAAGCGUAAACACGGCACCCCUUUGCCUCACAUCUGGCUCUUCCCGUGGCUGCAGUUCCUCUCGCCGCAUCACACGGACCCCACGUCUGCAACGGGCCUGUUGACUGAAGUCAAGCGCAAGAUACGUGUCGUACUGGAUACAUGGGAUCUUUCGCGAGGAGUCCUGCCGGGUCUAGACGCAUGGUCCUCCGUCCUAGGCUCGACUUUGCAAGACGCUUUGGUAAAACAUCUACUCCCGCGACUCGCUAAACUCCUAGCUACGUCGUUCGAGGUUUAUCCUCCAGAUCAAGAUCUCACGCCUCUAGAACACGUUCUUGUCUGGGAGAAAUUCUUCAAGCCUGCCGUAAUGGGGCAACUACUCAUUGCCGAGUUCUUUCCAAAGUGGAUUAACACACUUCAUGCCUGGCUUACCAUGCCCGAGGCGAAUUACGAGGAGAUUGGAAAGUGGUAUAAUUGGUGGAAAGAGCAGAUUCCAGCGUCUGUCAACGCGGUGAAAGCGGUUUCGGACAAGUGGGAGGAGGGUUUGGUGAUGAUGAACCAAGCUAUAGAUCUUGGUGACGACGCGAUAAGCCAAUUACCGCCUCCUGCAGCUGGACCGUCCAAACCGAUUGCUUCAGCUCUGAGGAGCAAGGAAGUGGAGACGCCCGUUAAGGCACGGACGCAGGCUCAAGAAGUCGAGGCUACAUUCAAAGAUGUAGUGGAAGAAUGGUGUGAGCAAGAGGGGUUGAUGCUCAUCCCUCUGAGAGAGGCACACGACAUCACUGGGCUACCGCUAUUCAGGAUCACGGCGAGUGCAUCCGGUAAAGGCGGGGUUGUGGUGUAUCUGAAGGGAGAUGUUGUAUGGGCACGAAAGAAGAACGACAAGACAGCAUUUGAGCCUGUGGGCUUGGAGCAGACGCUUAUCGACAGAGCAGAGGGGAAAUGAAGCAAGACCGUUCAUUAUAAGUACCAUCGCUGCUGCCUGGGAGGGAAAGAGCCUCGAGGCCUGUCGGUUGGUCGUCGACUGCGCUUUCCUUGUGGAGUUUUUGUACUGACUCAACAUGGGGUCGCGAUGGGCUGCGUGGCAACCGCUUUGGGGAAUGAUUCCUUAUAGGGCGAUGGACGGCGCCUGCAUAGUCUCAUUGAGCGGCGGAGCUCCAGGCAGUAUGACCAUGCGCCCGUGUUUUGAUCCUCCUUACACACAUCAAGAGAGGCCCGGCAUGCGUGAAUGCUUUGUGCCCCCUUGCAGAUCCAGUAGCUCCCCAUGCGGCUCCAUACCGGCUUGAGAACGUUCAGCUCGCGUUUUUCACCUCUAUAUGUCGAUCUUCGAACGCACCGAAACUUUUCCUACAGCCGGCAUCUAUCAACCGUGCUGUUCGCAGCUGCCAUGGGAUCAUACAGAAAAAGAAAGAGAAAAAAUAAGAGAGAGAAUUUGCACUACUCAUCAGACGGCAUCAUUUGACUUUGUGAGAGCAGUGAUCUUUGUGUGCUUGUUCCUCUUGCCUCUAACGCAGGAUACGCCAUAAUGAGCUAAAGGGA